AUGAAAUAUCUCUGUGAAGUUCUUCUUUUCUGUUUUUUCCUGACGGCACUUUCGAACGCGACGAAACUGUCGUCUAAACCAGCAAGAACCGAUAACGAUACGAAACAUCGCCCACAUUGUAGUAUCAAUAACAACUAUUUCUACGCUGGUCAGAACUCCAGGAAAAUAGAAAAUAUGUUUUCUGACAUUCAACAACAACUGACCAAACUUGAACAAGAAAUCCGAAACAUGAAGAACCAAACUUGUGAGAAGCAAGAUGGGAAAGGUUGGUGGGAAAAUGACUUUUAGAUUGAACGAAGACGAUUCAGUUGACUUGAUGCUCAUUCAGUUUCACUUUCUAUCUUUUUUAAAGCUGUUUAUAAGAACUGUGCCGAAGUUUAUAGGUCAGGCGACAAGAUCAGUGGUGUAUACAAAAUCGAUCCUGAUGGUUUAGGAGAAUUUGAAGUCUUCUGUGAUCAGAAAACAGCCGGUGGAGGAUGGACGGUGUUUCAAAAGAGAUACAACGGUGCAGUAGAUUUUUUCCGCGCUUGGGACGACUACAAACGGGGCUUCGGCAAUCUGAACGGCGAGUUUUGGCUCGGACUGGACAAAAUGCACCGCCUGACUGCGAGCAGCCGCAACAAGCUUCGUGUUGACUUGGAAGAUAUCCACGGUAACACAGCGUUUGCAGAGUACGGUUCAUUUUCUGUGGCAAGCGAAAGGGUGAAAUACCUGCUGAGUUUGGGAGGUUAUUCAGGUGAAACUGAUUUAAUCUAAGAGUGGUGUUCGUAAGUAACGCUAUUCGAGUAAACUUCGUAGGUAGUAUUGAAAGCAGUUGGGCCGGUGUAAGAAUAAUUAUAUUGUCGGCAAUACUGAGGUGAAGAAGAAAAAGAGAAGAGUUAAAAGUAAAUUAUUUUACCAUAUUUUUCUUUAUUUCAAAUUGAUUUCUCCAAAUACAAUUAUAGCGAACACAUUUUUCGAAGACUUAUAGGUUAUUAAUGUUUAGGAAAUUUAUACUCAUUAUUCAAAAUGUUUCUUAAUGAAAAAGCAGUGAAAUAAAUCUUUCACUCUUUUAGGCACAUUAUCAUAAAAUUCUCACUGAAAUUCUUUUUUCCAGGCACGGCUGGUGAUUCUCUCAGCUAUCAUCGUGGCUCACCGUUCUCCACUAAAGAUCGAGAUAAUGACGCCUCCUCCUCAAGCAACUGUGCCUCUCGUCGUAAGGGCAGUUGGUGGUACAAGAAUUGCUAUUACUCAAACCUUAAUGGCCUUUACAUGAACGGCAAAGAUAACAACGCGGGAAUGGUGUGGUAUCACUGGAAAAAAAAUCAUAAAUCUGUUAAGAGGUCUGAGAUGAAAAUCCGUCCAAAGGACUUCUAAGGUUCAUCAUACUUUGUUAGUGUGAACCAAAAGAUGAAUAUGUGCUCAGCAGAUACAUAAGGUUUCAUGUGCUUUAGUUUUAAAAGUAAAGUUUUCAAACAAGUUAGAAGUGCAUGUAUUAUUAUUCAAAGUUAAAACCACUGACGAAGCCAUGAAAAUAAAAUACUUCUAUGAAAGAGAUGUAGAUGUAGCUUAGCUUGUGGUUCCAAUAAAGAUAAAACAAAGG
Pocillopora meandrina is the source of this 1582-nucleotide messenger RNA. The record is from the annotation of a GenBank genome assembly. Lineage: Eukaryota; Metazoa; Cnidaria; Anthozoa; Scleractinia; Pocilloporidae.